CGGAGUGAUCCGAUCCGGGGUUUGCUGGGCACCGUCUGUCGGCGGCCGCCCGGCCUCCGGCGAGAGCCAAUCAGGGUGCGGCUGGCCGCACGUGGAGCUGAGGGGACUCAAGAGCGCCGCGGCCGCGGCUCACUCCCCCCGUGACGGGCGUCCCGGCGGUACAGGGCAGCGCUGGGGGCCUCCGCGCCGCCGCAGCCCGCUCGGCCCUCGGCACGGCCCCGCCACCGCCAUGAGUGGGCCGUACCCGGAGGAGAGCUGCCCCGAGCGCCCCGAGUGCAAAAGUAAAUCGCCAACUUUGCUGUCCUCCUACUGCAUCGACAGCAUCCUGGGCCGGCGGAGCCCUUGCAAGGUGCGGCUGCUCGGCGCCGCGCCCAGCCUGCCCGCCAUCGCCGCCCGGCCUGAAGCCGAUAAGGCCGCGCAAGGUAAGACCCGACGACGACGCUCUCCCCCUUUCGAGCCGGCUGAGCUGCACCUUCCUCCCAAACUGCGUCGGCUCUACGGGCCAGGCGGGGGCCGGCUGCUGCCGCCGAGGGCGGCGGGGCCGCGAGGGGACCGUCCGGAGGGGCGGCCGGAGGGGGGCGCCGGCCCCGUGCCCGCCGCCGCCCCGUGGGACACGCUGAAGAUCAGCCAGGCACCCCAGGUCAGCAUCAGCCGCAGCAAAAGCUACCGAGAAAACGCUCCCUUCGUGUCGCCGCCGCUUGUCCGGGACGAGCUGGGCAGCCCCACCACGCACGUCGAGGAGCGGCCGGGCCCUGCCGCCCCGACCGCCGAGGAGGAAGAAGAGGAGGAAGAGGAUGAAGAGAUGCUAGAGGAGGAGGACGAGGAAGAAGAGCUGGAGGACGACGAGGAAGAGGAGCUACUAGGAGAGGACGGCGGGGGGCUGCUGAAGGAGGCCCGCCGGGGCACCGCCGCUGCCCCCGGAGCGGAGGGCGGGGAUCUGUCCCCCAAGGAGGAGCUGCUGCUGCACCCCGAGGACGGCGAGGGCAAGGACGGCGAGGAGAGCGUCUGCCUCUCGGCUGGCAGCGACUCCGAGGAGGGGCUGCUCAAGAGAAAGCAGCGUCGUUACCGUACCACCUUCACCAGCUACCAGCUGGAGGAGCUGGAGAGGGCCUUCCAGAAAACCCAUUACCCCGACGUCUUCACCAGGGAAGAGCUGGCCAUGAGGCUCGAUUUGACCGAAGCCCGAGUGCAGGUAUGGUUCCAGAACCGUAGGGCUAAGUGGCGGAAGAGGGAAAAGGCUGGGGCUCAGACACACCCCCCAGGUUUGCCUUUCCCUGGUCCCCUGUCAGCAACUCACCCCCUCAGUCCAUACCUUGAUGCUAGUCCUUUCCCUCCUCAUCACCCAGCUCUAGACUCCGCCUGGACCGCCGCAGCCGCCGCGGCCGCCGCCUUCCCCAGCCUGCCGCCACCGCCCCCCGGCUCCGCGGCGCUGCCCCCCGGCGGGACCCCGCUCGGCCUCGGCACCUUCCUGGGCGCGGCCGUGUUCCGCCACCCGGCCUUCAUCAGCCCCGCUUUCGGCAGGCUCUUUUCCACCAUGGCUCCCUUGGGCAGCGCCUCUAGCGCUGCCACCCUCCUGCGGCAGCCAGCGCCGACCCCCGAGGGCGCGGUGGGCUCAGCGGGGCUGGGGGACCCGGCCAGCGCCGCCGCAGACCGGCGGGCCUCCAGCAUCGCCGCCCUGCGGCUGAAGGCCAAGGAGCACGCCGCUCAACUCACCCAGCUCAACAUCCUCCCCGGGAACAGCACCGGGAAAGAGGUGUGCUAAGGCCCGGCUGCGUCCCGGGGCGCGGCUGGGCUGCGCGGGAGAGGGAAGAGAGAGAGGGAGAAGGGAGAGUAAAUACACGGAUAAAGAAAGGUGGACACCUCAGACAGCACGAAUCAAGACCAAACGGG
This is a messenger RNA of Pezoporus flaviventris, 1890 nucleotides long. It is a transcript of the gene ARX, whose product is annotated as aristaless related homeobox. NCBI's taxonomy places the organism in Eukaryota, Metazoa, Chordata, Aves, Psittaciformes, Psittacidae. The coding region runs from base 230 to 1762 and encodes 510 amino acids. The transcript is spliced from 5 exons. Gene Ontology annotation, biological process: regulation of transcription by RNA polymerase II. The record is from RefSeq and is a predicted model, not a curated record. Gene Ontology annotation, molecular function: RNA polymerase II transcription regulatory region sequence-specific DNA binding; DNA-binding transcription factor activity, RNA polymerase II-specific.